AUGAAUCAGAUCGAACAAACUCCGAACGGAAAAGACUAUUUCGAGCCGAUGCACUCGGCCGAGCACCUGAUCAACGGGGCGAUCGCCCGGACGCUCGGGUGCGGCCGGGCCUUUUCGACCCAUAUCGAAAAGAAGAAAUCGAAAUGCGAUUUCCGCUUUCACCGCAACCUGACGCCCGAAGAGCUGACCGGAAUCGAACGGACGGUCAACGAACAGAUCGCCUCGCACGCGGACGUGCGGGACGAAAUAUUGACCGCGGCAGAGGCCGCCGCCCGUUACAACCUGUCGCGGCUGCCGGAAGGCGCAACCACCGUCCGCAUCGUCCAUAUCGGCGAUUUCGAUAGCUCGACUGCGCGGACGGCGUUCUACGGACCCGGACAAACGAACUGGUGGAACCGUUUCAAACGCCGCAUCGGCAAAGAACCCGUGCUGCUCGACUCGACACUGACGGCCCGUUCGGCCGAAGGCAUGAAAAUUUACCUGAACGGCAAAGGCUUCCUGGACGCUUCGACGGCAUUUCGGGUCGACACUUCGGGCAAAAAAGCGAAAGUCACCUACCUCGCCCGGCAAGGCGAACCGUACCGGAUCGGCAGCAUCCGAUACGAUUUCCGGGACCGGUCGCUGCAAUCGAUCAUUUUCAGCGACACGAUUUCGACGUUGCUGCAUACGGGCGACAUUUUCGAUGCGAAUACGCUGGACGACGAACGGUUAUGUAGCCGACUCGACGGCGGGCAACCGCACGGUCAACCUGACGAUGGUCGUAAAACGCUACAUGGCCGGAUAUACCGCCGAAGGCGAAGCGACGCUCGACGACAACCGAAUUUACCGCAUCCGGACAUCUAUAUCUAUCCGGAUUACAACCCCUCGGCAGCCGUGUCGGAUUCUCUUUACGAAAGCCGGCUCGACACGCUCGACUACAAAGGCCUGAAAAUCGUUUACGACACCCGGUCGAAAGUGCGGGCGGAGAUCCUGCGCCGAACGAUCAGUCUCUACCCGAACUACCUGUAUAAUGCCGACGAAGUGAAACGGACUUACGAAAACAUCAUGCGGCUCGACUAUUACAAAAGCGCCAGCAUCCUCUUUUCGGAAGCGGAAGGCGAUACGCUGCUGCGGGACAACCGGAUCACCUACAUCGGGCAGUCGCAGGACUCCACCGGCAUCGGCGAAGCCUCGUACGGCACCGAACACUACCUGAACUGCACUAUUUUCUGUACGCCUGCGCUGCGGCAGGGAUACUCGCUGGAACUCGAAGGAACCACGUCGGCCGACUAUUUCGGAAUCGCCGCCACGGUGCGCGGAGGCUACGAAUUCAUGCGCGUCAAACAGAAGCGCAACUCGUUCGAAUUAGGCGUAUCGACCUCGUUUUCGUUUCCCCGUUUCAUCACGCCGCUGCGAAUCGACCGCUACAACCGAGCCUUCAAUCCGCGGACGAAAGUAGAAGUCUCCUACAGCGUACAGCGCCGCCCGUACUACCAUCGUACGCUGGCCAGCGGCGUCUGGGGCUAUACGUGGGGCAACGGCAAAAACAGCACCUUCGUCCUGCGGCCGGCGGACAUCAGCGUGGUGAAACUGCGGCAGAUCGACACGGCUUUCCUCGAACAAUUGCAGAAUCCCUACCUGCGGAACAGCUACGAAUCGCAGCUGAUCGCCGGACUGUCCGGCUCGUAUAUCUUCAACAACCAGAAGAUCAACACCGAACGCAAUUCGCUGGCGUUACGGUUCAAUUUCGAAACGAACGGUAACCUGAUCGACGGACUGAGCCACCUGUUCGGCCGUUCGUCGGGGGAAGAGUAUUACAAACUGUUCGGUAUCCGGUACGCCCAGUAUUUCCGGUUCGAUCUGAACCUGGCGCGAAAAUUCGUAUUGGGGCCGAAAACCAGUCUCGUAUAUCGCUUCUACGGCGGAUGGGGAUACGCUUACGGCAAUUCGACAUCCAUCCCGUUCGAGCGGCUGUUCUACUGCGGCGGCAGCAACAGUAUGCGCGGCUGGCUGGCCCGGACGCUCGGCCCGGGCAACGAAGUGCGCUGGGUCAGCGACUAUCCCACCAUCUGGGGAAUCUUGCAAGGCGCGCUCUUUUUCGAUGUCGGCAACAUCUGGUUCCUCGGACAGGGCGGCUACGGCGAAGAAUCGCAGUUCAAAAUCGACCGAUUCUACAAACAACUGGGAUUCAAUACCGGACUCGGCGCGCGGUUCGAUUUCAGUUUCUUCGUAUUCCGGAUCGACUGGGGCAUCAAACUGCACAACCCGAACGAAGCGGCCGGACAGCGCUGGAUCCAGAACUUCCGGAUGCAGAACACGACGCUGAAUUUCGGCAUGGGAUUUUUAUUUACCUCCGAAUCGGUGUCCGAAGGACAUCCCGACAAGGUUUCGGAUCAAAUUUCCGAUGCAAUCCUCGACGAAUUUCUUCGUCACGAUUCCAAUUCGAAAGUAGCCUGCGAAACGCUCUGCACCACGGGGCUGGUCGUCGUGGCCGGUGAAGUCCGUUCGGAAGCGUACGUGGACGUACAAGACGUCGCGCGCCGCGUGAUCAACCGGAUCGGCUAUACGAACGCCGAUUACCGUUUCGACGGCAAUUCGUGCGGCGUGCUGUCGGCGAUCCACGAACAGUCGCCCGAUAUCAACCAGGGCGUCGUACGCGAGACCGAAGAGGAACAGGGCGCCGGCGACCAGGGAAUCAUGUUCGGUUACGCCUGCUCGGAGACCAAGGAGCUGAUGCCCGCCACGCUGAUCCUGUCGCACGUAAUCCUGAAGGAACUGGCCGCCAUCCGCCGCGAAGGCAAGGUGAUGACCUACCUGCGACCCGACGCCAAGAGCCAGGUUACGAUCGAAUACGGCGACGACAACAAACCGCAGCGCGUGCAUACGAUCGUAGUAUCGACCCAACACGACGAAUUCAUUACGGCCGCCGAAGCGGGCGGCGAAAAAGCCGCUGAAAAAGCGAUGUGCGCCAAAAUCCGCGAAGAUGUCCAAAACAUCCUGAUUCCGCGCACCAAAGCCCGCCUGGAACGAGCCGGCGACUGCCUGGCCGAACUGAUCGGCGACGACUACAUCCUGCAUGUGAAUCCGACCGGCAAAUUCGUGAUCGGCGGCCCGCACGGGGAUACCGGAGUGACCGGCCGCAAAAUCAUCGUCGACAGCUACGGCGGACGCGGAGCCCACGGCGGCGGAGCAUUCUCCGGCAAAGACAGUUCGAAGGUCGACCGCAGCGCAGCCUACGCCGCCCGGCACAUCGCCAAAAACCUCGUAGCGGCCGGUAUCGCCGACGAAGUGCUCGUACAACUGUCCUACGCGAUCGGAAUCGCACAACCGCUGAGCGUCUACGUCAACACGAACGGAACUUCGAAAGUGAAAAUGACCGACGGGCAGAUCGCCGCGAAAAUCAACGACCUGUUCGACCUGCGGCCUGCGGCCAUCGUCCGCGAAUUCGGACUCCGCAACCCGAUCUUCGAAGCGACCGCUUCGUACGGACACUUCGGCAACCGUCCUUAUACGCAAAAAGUAACCCUUUUCGAAAAAGGAAAAGAAGUGAGCAAAGAGAUCGAAUUUUUCGCAUGGGAGAAACUGGAUGCCGUCGAUAAACUGAAAAAAGCGUUCCGCUGCUAA
Molecule: messenger RNA, 3603 nt
Organism: Mycena citricolor
Lineage: Eukaryota; Fungi; Basidiomycota; Agaricomycetes; Agaricales; Mycenaceae
Source: the annotation of a GenBank genome assembly